AUGCCGGAGACAGAGUUGGUGCUGUUCUUGGACCCAUAUAAGUUCAAGAAGAAGCUUGCCCCGAGCGAUGUCGAUGGACGGCGGUCAAGGCUCUUGAUCACGCGGAAUUCUGCGAAGAACCACUUGCUCCAAUUGAUGAGCUGGGAGACUGAGACUGAAGUCAUCAGCGGCGAGGGGGCCGAUGUCAUCGUGUGGGAUGACGAUACGAACUCUGAGCAUAGACUGGUGUUCAUAUGCUGGCAGUCGUCUGAGACCUAUGUUCUCAGGGGGGGUUGGAUCAGGGAGUUCGUGAGACGUAGAGGUUUGGAGGCUGGCGACGAAGUGGGGAUAUACUGGGAUACCCUUGCCAGCAAGUCUCCUGCAUAUAGGCAUUUCAUAUUUGCUUCUAAUCUUAUAGUUGAAUUUUGUAAUGCCGGCUGUAUUACUGGAUGUGCUCAAUGUGUUCCAUUCUUGAAGAUUAAUGGGCUGCAGAAUUUGCUCCUGACCUGA
This is a messenger RNA of Rhodamnia argentea, 489 nucleotides long. Its product is annotated as putative B3 domain-containing protein At1g78640. Gene Ontology annotation, molecular function: DNA binding. Bases 1 to 489 code for a protein of 162 amino acids. The transcript has 3 exons. The record is from RefSeq and is a predicted model, not a curated record. Lineage: Eukaryota; Viridiplantae; Streptophyta; Magnoliopsida; Myrtales; Myrtaceae.